UUUCCGUAUGGAAAAUUUAUUAGAGUUGUUUUGAAUACUUUUUAGCGUGGUUUCUUUGGAGUAGGAGCAUUGACAUCUCCUACUAGGGUUUUGGCUUGUCUCAAAAUUAUUUUGAAGGUUUCACUGCCGAAGAAUCUCCAUGGAUUUUUCACAGCUUAAUUCCUCUGAAAUGCAACAAUUCUACUCCCAAGAACAGCAAAUGGCCAUGGUUAAUGAAAUGGUGGCAAAGCUGACAAGCGCAUGCUGGGACAAAUGCAUCACUGGUACACCUGGAAGUAAGUUCAGUUCCAGUGAAUCUACUUGUCUUUCAAACUGUGCACAUCGUUAUCUCGAGAUGAGUAUCCUUAUCAUGAAAAAGUUUCAGAGUAUGCAAUGAAGACCAAAGGAUAUCAAUGUGCUUCCUCAGUUGAUAAGUCCGAUUUUAAAUUACAUUUCUUCCUAAUCAUAAUUUUCAGUAUAUCUGUUUAGCAAUUUGAGAGUUAAAUUUUAAUCAUUGCAAAUACUCUUAUUUUGCUAUAUGACAUCUCUGAAAUUAAGAAGUGUAUAGCUGUAUUCCCAUGAAGAGUAUGUUAGUAUGUGUAACUGUGAAGUUUGACGGAUGGAUGGAUUGAUAUGUUGUUCUACAUGAAACCAUAACUACAGUGUUCGUGUACUCAUUAUUAUUCCAGGACUGAUGAAUUUCACAUGAAUUAUGCAAUUACUGUAUUAAUUUGGUGAUUUUUCCAGUACUCAAAUAGUUGAUAUUGCCACUAA
Molecule: messenger RNA, 753 nt
Organism: Cicer arietinum (chickpea)
Lineage: Eukaryota; Viridiplantae; Streptophyta; Magnoliopsida; Fabales; Fabaceae
Product: mitochondrial import inner membrane translocase subunit TIM8-like
Source: RefSeq, a predicted model, not a curated record